AUGCAGACAAACGGCCGCAAAAACAUGCUGCAAGCGGAAGCCCCAAAGCAGCGCUGCGGCUUUUUAGCCAUUGGAAUUUUAUAUUUUUAUAUGAAGGGAAGACUAUCAUGGCUGGACAUUAGAGCAGGCGUAAACGAGUUGAGCAAAGUCGUUGAGUCGCACGUAAAAACAGUGUACAGCACGAGCAAAAAAGCCAUUUUAAUAAAAUUCAGCAACAAAGAGCAGCUGCUGAUAGACCCUCCAAGCAAGUUUCACUUGACCUACCGAAGCCACGAAAAAGUGAAUCUGACUCCGCUGGCCCUCUACCUCCGAAGAGAAAUAAGCAACUACCGGGUGGAGAAGGUGAGCCAGCUCGGAUUUGACAGAAUAGCUGCCAUAAAGCUACGGUCGGGCAAGGGCGUGAUGAUUUUAAUCAUAGAAAUGUAUGCAAACGGAAAUAUCAUACUUACAGACGAAAACCUGAAAAUUAUAAACCUUUUGAGGCCCGUGCCGCACCUGGGAAUCGUAAAGGAGGGCAUCUACUUGGCAAACCAGCCCGAGCUUUCGCUUUCUUUGGAGCGGUUCAACUUUGUGGGCGGCGACAACCUAAAGAAGAAAAUAAGCAACUUUUUGUCGCUUUCUGGGCGGGUGGUUGACGACGUUAUUCGAGAAAUGGGCGCAGAGAUCGGCAAGGCGCUGGGAAUGCCCAGCCCGCUGCAGCUAAAGGACAUCCAAGCCGAAAUAGAGAGCGAGUCGCCCAAGUUUCUGGAGGCGUUUUCCGCGUUCUUUGCUCGCAUUUUUGCCAGCCUGACCUCUGUGGGCUCGUACGGGGUGGUGUACUACGAGGGCGACAAGCCAGUGAUGUUUUCUCCGUGGAGAGAAAUGUGCCCCGAGAGCGGCAGAAACAUCAAGGAGUUUGGCAUGUUUGGGGAGGCCAUGGAUGCGGUGUUUACGGCGCCUGUGGUAUUGGAAACUGCAGCGCAGAAGAAAAGCCGAAAAAUACGAGAGGCCCAGGAGAGGGACCUUCACAAAAAGCUGGAGGAAAUGACUAUACUAAAGACAAAGGCCGAGGCGCUUUCCGAGAACCAAGCCGAUGUGCAGGAAGUUCUCUCUGUGAUCGAUGCAGCACAGGCUGCAAACCUCUCGGAAGAUGAGUUUAAGCGGUUCAAAGAAACCGAGCAAGAAAAAAACAGAAUUGCCCAGAUUAUACAGAAGGUGAACUUUGCGAAAAAAACUGUUGACAUGCUUCUAACGGACCGAGUGGUCAGCAUAGACUACACCCGGUCCAUAUUUGAGCAAAUAAACGAGCUGUACCAGCAGGCAAAGAGAAUCGAAGAGAAGUCCAGAAAGACGCAGGCGGCCUUGCAAGAGAGCAGGUGCAAAGAGCAGGAAAUAACCAGCAAGGUGCAGAAGAUAGAGAAAAUAGAAAGAAGUCCGUUUUGGUUUGAAAAGUUCCGCUGGUUUGUCACCAAAGACUCGGACUUGAUUCUUGCAGGGAGAGACUCAAAGCAAAAUGAAAUUCUGGUGAAAAAGCACUUGAAGGACACGGACUUAUAUUUCCAUGCUGACGUGCGCGGAGGGUCCAGCGUAAUUAUUGGCGAAGGAGCAAGCGAGCACACAAAGCAGGUCGCAGCCGCAAUGGCCAUGCAUCUCUCCAAGGCGUGGGAGAACAAUCUUGUGUCCGAGGUGUACUGCGUGCGCGGAGAGCAGGUAAGUAAAACCGCGCCUGCUGGCGAGUAUCUAACGCACGGAAGCUUCGCAAUUUCAGGGAAGAAGGAGUUCUACUACCCCGCCAAGCUAGAAUACGGAUUUUCUGUAAUGUACAAGCUGAAAAACACUCCUGUAGAGGUAUCUGAAGACACGCGAAAAGUCAAAGGGCUGACUGCAGCCCCGGGGGAGCACGAGGUUGAGUUCGCAGUUGGCGUUUGCGGGCCGUACAAGUACCUAGAGGGAAAGAAGUGCAGAAUUCUUCCGGGCUCUGCAAAGAAAGGAAUGAUGAUAAAAGAGCUGCUGGCCAUUUCAGAGCAGGAAGCGCCCGAGCAAAUGAAGUUCAUCCGAAACAUCUCCGAGAAGGAAAUGGAGCUUACCGUGAUCGGAAACUCAAAGCUGGCCCACUCAGAAAUAGUAAAGCGGGGCGAGAAGUCUCUGUUUGUGCGAAGAACAAAAAACAAAAAGAAAAAGCCCGUGAAGACAGACAGCGAAUAG
Messenger RNA from Nematocida major, 2184 nucleotides. Its product is annotated as nuclear export mediator factor NEMF. Gene Ontology annotation, molecular function: tRNA binding; ribosomal large subunit binding. The record is from RefSeq and is a predicted model, not a curated record. The coding region runs from base 1 to 2184 and encodes 727 amino acids. Gene Ontology annotation, cellular component: RQC complex. Lineage: Eukaryota; Fungi; Microsporidia. Gene Ontology annotation, biological process: rescue of stalled cytosolic ribosome; ribosome-associated ubiquitin-dependent protein catabolic process. The transcript has a single exon.